AUGGGCUUAAACUGGUAUCAAGGCGGGGGCGUUAUCCUCACUAUCCUUGCCGUCAUUUACAUCCUUGGCCUCAUCAGGUUCUAUUGCUGGAUACCAAAAGCACAGACUAAGGACGAAGAGCAAGGAAACAUCGUCAUAAGUCGGGAGGAAAACUAUGAAGGCAUAUUUGUCAAUCCCCGUCCGGAACAGAAUCCCCAUCAGCCUGUGCCGUCUAACACUCCUAUUUCCCUUCGUGCGCCCCACAAGACUCUGCCUCCGGCUUACAAGACUGUGCCUACUCCUCCGCCUUGUUAUACUCCGGGACUCAAGGUUUUUAAACCAGACUCAACAAAGCCAUCGUCUGUAUGA
Molecule: messenger RNA, 348 nt
Organism: Fusarium redolens
Lineage: Eukaryota; Fungi; Ascomycota; Sordariomycetes; Hypocreales; Nectriaceae
Exons: 1
Coding region: 1-348 (115 amino acids)
Source: RefSeq, a predicted model, not a curated record